CAGACGAUGUUGAUCAAUUGUCACGUGAUCAUCCAAAGUUUAAAGCAUGUCAAAGACUAAGACUUGUCAUGCGCAUGCGGUUGCUAUCAACAACAAUAACCUACUUCCGAUUGCAUCUGCAUUUUGAAAAAGUUAAGUGAAACCGUGAUUUUCCCCCUCGUUGUGAUAUUUAACUACCUAAAAUGCCUACAAAUCCAGACGAACCUUACUAUUGUUCACAGCAAAUAAACAUUCCACCAUCAUUACCCGAUAUUCUGAAACAGUUCACCAAAGCUGCGAUUCGCACUCAACCAAAAGAUGUCUUGGCAUGGUCAGCUGCAUAUUUCAAAGACAUGGCGAAAGGAGAGACACCACCCGUGAAAGAGAGGCUUGAAAUGCCUGUUGCCACACAGAAAACUGAUACCGGUCUCACACCAGGUCUUUUGAGAGUGUUAAAUAAACAGCUUGGACCAAAGAAGACGGUAUCAUUAAACUUAAUUCAGGAGAAAUGGGCUGAUGUGGCACUCCCCAAAGAACAGUUUGAUGACCUGGUCAGAAUAGGCAGUUUUGGAGGCGAGGUUGAAUGGAAUAAAUUUUUUGCCCUUUGUGCAUCAGCACUUGGUGAGAACAUUACAGAUGCCAUGAAAACAAUCUGCGAGAUUUUAACGGCAGAUCCUGAAGGCGGUCCCUCUAGAAUUCCAUUUCCAUUGUUUAAGGAUCUAUACACCUACCUAGCUCAGAUUGAUGGUGAAAUCUCACAGCAACAAAUCAAUGAAGUCUGUAAUUACCUUAAAUAUCAUGUAGAUAAACAGGAUGGGUAUGUCCAGCCUCGGAACUUUCUUGGAGCAGAGUGUCCAAAAUUAUCGAAUCACUGAAGUUCAAAAUAUGAUAUUUUCUCAAUCAUUAUUGUUACUUAAACCAUUCUUUACAAUGCAUCACAAAGGAAAAGGUGAAUGCUAAAAUUUUAGUGUUCAAAAGUUUACAAACAGUCACAUGUGAAUUACAGACCACUGGAACCAUGAUGGACAAUUCUGUUUCGUUGUAGAGAACAUUUCUCUCUAAUAUUUUCUAUACAGUAAUUGAUAUACAGUGUAUUUAAAAUGUUGUAUAUAAUGUUUAUGUAUAUGCAAUAAAAUUCAAGUUUCCGACUUUAGAAA
Ostrea edulis (European flat oyster) is the source of this 1136-nucleotide messenger RNA. Its product is annotated as ropporin-1-like protein. The coding region runs from base 183 to 854 and encodes 223 amino acids. The transcript has 6 exons. The record is from RefSeq and is a predicted model, not a curated record. Lineage: Eukaryota; Metazoa; Mollusca; Bivalvia; Ostreida; Ostreidae.